This is a messenger RNA of Alligator sinensis (Chinese alligator), 1893 nucleotides long. Its product is annotated as galactoside 3(4)-L-fucosyltransferase-like. Gene Ontology annotation, molecular function: alpha-(1->3)-fucosyltransferase activity. Gene Ontology annotation, cellular component: membrane. The coding region runs from base 790 to 1887 and encodes 365 amino acids. Lineage: Eukaryota; Metazoa; Chordata; Crocodylia; Alligatoridae. The record is from RefSeq and is a predicted model, not a curated record. The transcript has 4 exons.
CAAGCAGAUGCAAAGAUCAGUUGGCCCUAGUCCAGAAAACCAAUAGUGAAGCUGUACCCGGAGCCUGAGAGGUACUGGACCCCAUUCACCCAUGCUGGAGGAGCUCAAAGGCAGGACCUAGCAAGCUGUACAGCAGUAGGUCUCUGUCCUACUGCUGGUCUGCCCCAAAUGGGCUGCUGAAUCCUAAUUUCGUGGACCUGUCCACCUGGGACUGCCACGGUUGUGGAACUCAAACUCAAAGUGGGUAAGUCUGAAGCCCAAAGGUCUUUGCUGCCCAUCAACUCCUUCCUGACAAAGGGCUCCUGAGCCAUGGUGGGAUGGAGAGAAGAGGACCGUGGCACGUGGUGCUUUUGAAUAUGUCCUUUGAGGGCUGCAUGGGCCGACCCUGGCGAUGAAGAGCCUGCCAGAUGGAAAUCUCAGGACAUCUCUAUCACUCAUGUCCUGACUCUGCAAAGGACCCUUUUGGAGCCCUGGGAGCUUGGAAAGGAGACACUUGAAUCAUUUGCGUGCACUCACUGCUUGUUCUACCAGAGAGGAGUUACAUCAUGUUCAACCACAAAGGCAGAUCCCGUUUUUCUCAGCAUGGGAGUUUUCCGGAACAGCAGCUGGAGGUCAUUCAAUACUGCCUAGACCACUGCAGGGGCGUCAAACAAGCUUUGGCUCUGCUUUGUUCCUGGAAGCCAGGCAGCUGGGACAGCACGUUCGCUUCAGCUCAAGGAGUAGUUCGUACUGGAAGCAGUAAUUCACAGUACCACUGACGUGCGUGAAGGAGCAUUCUCAGAUACACUCAUGGAGGCGACGGGGCAGAAGAAAGGCUUCCUCGGCAAGCAGUUCUUCGCUGUGCUUCUCUUCCAUUUCUUCUUCGGCAUCUGCUUAUUUACCUACAUUCGGCAAACCAGGGAACCAGAAUCGGCGCCCUGCAGUUACCCUCCCUCAACCCUGCCAGGCUCACUAGCCUCUCCAGAAAACACCUCAAGCCCAGAAAAGAAAGCCCCAGAGCUGACCAUCCUGCUCUGGACUUGGCCCUUUGGGCAAAGUUUUCCUCUGACAAAAUGCUCCACGUUGUUUGGCAUCCCUGACUGUCAUAUGACAGCCGACCGCAGCUGGUACCACAAGGCCGAUGCUGUGGUUAUGCAUCACUGGGAUGUUUAUUCCGGUCCGAGCAGGCUCCCGCGGGAGCCGAGACCCCCUUUCCAGCACUGGAUCUGGUUUAACUUGGAGUCUCCCAGCCACAGCCCAAACCUGGGUGCCAUGAACGGUAUCUUCAACAUGACCAUGACCUACCGAAAGGACUCUGACAUCUUCUCACCCUAUGGGAGCCUGGAGCUCCUCAGGCAGCCCCACAACUUCACCAUCCCAGCCAAGACCAAGCUGGUGGCCUGGGCGGUGAGCAACUGGAACCCAGGCUCGCGGCGGGUGCAAUACUACACUGAGCUGAAGAAGUACAUCCACGUGGAUGUGUACGGCCGUCAGCACAAGCCUCUGUCACAGGAACAGCUCCUCCCCACUCUGUCCCAGUACAAAUUUUACCUGGCCUUUGAGAACUCUCUGCACGAGGACUACAUCACUGAGAAGCUCUGGAAGAAUGCCUUGACCUCCGGGACCGUGCCAGUAGUUUGCGGGCCUCCCCGGCAAAACUACGAACGCUUUUUGCCCCCAGACUCCUUCAUCCACAUUGACGACUUUCCCAGCGCUCUGGAGCUGGCUCAGUACCUUGAGCAGCUGGAUAAGGACCCCGUGCGCUACGAGCGCUACUUCCAGUGGCGAACCUGGCUGAGCCCCUCCAUCUCGCCAGGCUGGAUCUUUCACUACUGCAACGCCUGCCAGUUUUUGCACAGGACAAAGAGCUACCAGACCAUGCGGAGCUUGAGUACCUGGUUCCGGUAACCCAUG